AUGGCAGUCGACAACACGUCGGGCGAUUUUUUCGCAGUUAAGUCCGCAUCGUCGCAAGCGUCGCAGGCGUCGCCUCAGCAACAAGAGAGGUUGAGAAACAACAAUGGCGCAGUCGAAGCUUUGGAAAACGAGAUCUCCAUCCUUUCCACCCUCGACUGCGAGCAGAUCGUGGGAUUCCGCGGCGCGGAUUGGUCGCAAGAAGGCGACGCGAAGAGCCUAAAUCUGCUCCUCACCAGCGACGGCCACGUCAAAAUCGCCGACUUCGGCGCCGCCUUCCGUGUCAGCAGCACCUCCCCCGCCGCCGCAGCCGCCACCACCAUUGCGGCGCGCGAAGUCGCGGGUUGGUCCGCCGCCGCCGCCGCCGCCACCGGCGCAAGCCACGGGCUGCGCGGAACGGCGAACUGGAUGGCGCCGGAGGUGGGGCGCGGGGAGCAGCAGACCCCCGCCGUUGACAUCUGGUCCCUCGGAUGCACUGUUCUCGAGAUGGCGACCGGUCGUCCCGCGUGGUCCGACGUGACAGGUGGCAUGUUCUCCGUGCUUUACGCGGUUUCGUGCACGGAUGCGAUGCCGCGAAUUGCGGCGGAGGUUCCGGCGGCGGUGCGCGGGUUUAUUGAGUGCUGCCUGCGGAGGAACCCCGCGGAGCGGUGGACUGCGGCGGAGUUGCUGGCGCAUCCGUUCCUCGCGGAGGUUGCGGAGGGGGGUGAGGGAGAGGAAGUCGCGCGGAAAGCGGCGCUGGUUUGCGCAACUCCGCGUUCCCCGACCUCCCCGUUCGACUACGGCCUCGAUUCCGAUUCCGAUUGUGAUUCGAUUGUACCAGCAGCAGCAGCGGGGAGCGAAUCAUCCAAGCGCAAGCGGUCUGAUGAUGACGAUGACGUGGCAGAUCGCAAGCGUCAGCGCGACGUCUCGGCGGAGCAGAAGCAGUCGUUCCAGUGGCCCAAGUCGGUGCUGUGCCCCGCCGCUGCUGAUUGGAUCGUUGUCCUCGCGCUGCGACCCGUCGUUGACGCCUAG
This is a messenger RNA of Closterium sp. Naga37s-1, 1008 nucleotides long. The record is from the annotation of a GenBank genome assembly. NCBI's taxonomy places the organism in Eukaryota, Viridiplantae, Streptophyta, Zygnematophyceae, Desmidiales, Closteriaceae.